This is a messenger RNA of Apus apus (common swift), 3478 nucleotides long. RefSeq names its product metabotropic glutamate receptor 6-like. The record is from RefSeq and is a predicted model, not a curated record. Gene Ontology annotation, molecular function: adenylate cyclase inhibiting G protein-coupled glutamate receptor activity. Lineage: Eukaryota; Metazoa; Chordata; Aves; Apodiformes; Apodidae. Gene Ontology annotation, cellular component: membrane. Bases 835 to 3384 code for a protein of 849 amino acids. The transcript is spliced from 10 exons. Gene Ontology annotation, biological process: regulation of synaptic transmission, glutamatergic; G protein-coupled glutamate receptor signaling pathway.
CCCCCCCCGUUGGGUGACGCGGGGGGGGGGGGUGGGCCCAAACGCCUGGGUCCCCUGGCUGUAUCUGAGCACUGGGAUUAUCCCCUCCCCCUAAUCUGGGGGGAUUAGGGACCCCCCCCCACCACCCUCCAUAAGUUAUUAAUGGCCGAUUUAAUUGGAGGGGGGGGGCAGAGGAUCAUGGGAGUUCAGUCAAGCUGGCCAGAGGGUGACCAGGCGUUCGGGGGGGGGAAGCCCAGGCAUCCGGGCCCUCCCUUCUCCCCCUCCACCCAACAUCUGGAGGGGACCCAGGCGUUCAGGAGGGACCCAGGCAUCCAGGAAGGACCCAGGCGUUUGGGAGCAACCACCCAGGUGAGGGGGACAGGAGGGCCCCAGGUGUCCAGGCCCCCCAAAUCCCCACCCUAUGGGGUGCUGGGGACCCCUAAGCCUCUCCCUCUGCCCCAUAGGAUGCUGCAGCCCCCUCGCCCUAUAGUUGGGCAAGGACCACCAAAGCCCCAUCCCAAAGGGUGCCACUCCUGCCCCCCACAUAGCCCGUAGGGUGCCCCAUAGGGUGCCAGAGACCCCUCCCAACACACUAUAUGGUGCCCUCCCACCCUCUGGGCUGCCAUCUCUGCUUCACAGUGUGCUGCUCCCCCUUCUGCCACCCCCUAGGGAGCCAAGGACCCCUCCCCACACCUUUCAGGGUGCCCUCCCUGCCCCACAGGGUGUUAACCCCUCCAUAGGGUGCCUCCCCCUGCCCCAUAGGGAGCCAAGGACCCCUCCCCACACCUUUUAGGGUGCCCCCCCACCCCAUAGGGUGCCCUCCGCAGGUUCUCCCCCUCACCCCACACCCCAGCCAUGCUGCUCCUCCUGGCCCUCAGCACCCUGUGGGCCAGCGGGGGGGCCCCCCCUGCCCCCACCCAGCCCCAUGCCAUCCGCCUGGAGGGGGACCUGACCCUGGGGGGGCUGUUCCCGGUGCACUCCCGGGGGCCGGCUGGCGUUCCCUGCGGAGCCGUCAAGAAGGAGAAGGGGAUCCACCGGCUGGAGGCCAUGCUCUACGCCCUGGACCGCGUCAACGGGGACCCCCGGGUGCUGCCCAACCUCACCCUGGGGGCACGGAUCCUGGACACCUGCUCCCGGGACACCUAUGCCCUGGAGCAGGCCCUCAGCUUCGUCCGCAGCCUCCUGCCCCCCGAGGGCGAGGGACAGUGUCCCGACGGGUCCCAGCCCCGGCGCCCACCCCCCGAGCGCCUGGUGGGCGUCAUCGGGGCCUCCGCCAGCUCCGUCUCCAUCAUGGUGGCCAACGUCCUGCGGCUCUUCGCUAUCCCACAGAUCAGCUACGCCUCCACGGCCCCCGAGCUGUCGGACCCCGGGCGGUAUGAGUUCUUCUCGCGGGUGGUGCCCCCCGACUCGUACCAGGCACAGGCCAUGGUGGCCGUGGUGCGAGCCCUGGGCUGGAGCUACGUGUCCACCCUGGCCUCCGAGGGCAACUACGGCGAGAGCGGCGUGGAGGCCUUUGUCCAGAGCUCCCGGGAGGCUGGGGGCCUGUGCAUCGCCCAGUCCAUCAAGAUCCCGCGGGAGCCGCGGCCGGGGGAGUUCGCCAAGGUCAUCGGGCGCCUGAUGGAGACGUCGACUGCCCGCGGCGUCGUGCUGUUCGCCAACGAGGAUGACAUCCGGCGUGUGCUGGAGGCGGCGACCCUGGCCAACCUCUCGGGUCACUUCUCCUGGGUGGGCUCUGACAGCUGGGGGGCCAAGAUGGCGCCAGUGGCCGGGCUGGAGGAGGUGGCUCUGGGUGCCAUCACCAUCCUCCCCAAACGCGCCUCUGUGCCCGGCUUUGACGAGUACUUCACCUCCCGCUCCCUGGAGAACAACCGCCGCAACCUCUGGUUCCACGAGUUCUGGGAGGAGGAUUUCAAUUGCCGCCUGCCCCACGGCGUGACCCACGGCGAGACCCCUGGCGGGCCCGGCCCCGCCCCCCGCAAAUGCACAGGGCGGGAGCGGAUCGGCCGGGACUCGCCCUACGAGCAGGAGGGGAAGGUGCAGUUUGUGAUCGAUGCGGUGCUGGCCAUGGCCCACGGGCUGCACAGCCUCCUGGGGGAGGCCUGCCCAGGCGGGGGGCUCUGCCCCACCAUGGACCCCCCUGACGGCCGCCGCCUGCUCCAGCACAUCCGUCGGGUUGUCUUCAACGGCAGUGCAGGAACACCAGUGUCCUUCAACGAAAAUGGUGACGCCCCAGGACGCUACGACAUCUUCCAGUUCCAGGGGGGCAACGGCACCGGCGCGUACCGGGCCGUGGGGCAGUGGGUGCAGGGUUUGCAUCUGCAGGCUGAGGAGAUGCUGUGGGGCACCAACUCCACCACCCCGCCCCCCUCGGUCUGCAGCCUCCCAUGCGGCCCAGGAGAACGCAAGAAACCAGUCAAAGGUGUCCCCUGCUGCUGGCACUGCGAGCUCUGCGGCGGGUACCUGUACCGGGCUGACAUCCUCACCUGCCUGCCCUGCCCCUCCCACCUGCGCCCCACCCCCAAUCGCACCUCCUGCCGCCCCACCCCCAUCCUGCGCCUGCGCUGGGGGGACCCCUGGGCCGCCGUCCCCUUGUCCGUGGCCACCAUGGGCUUGUUGGUCACUGCCUUCAUCUUGGGGACCUUUGUCAAGCACCACGAGACGCCCAUCGUGAAGGCCUCAGGGCGGGAGUUGAGUUACGUCCUGUUGGCCGGCAUCGCCUUGGUUUACAUCAUCACCUUCAUCAUGGUGGCUGAGCCCGGGGUGGGCGUCUGCGCCCUCAGGAGACUCUUCUUGGGUCUGGGGAUGAGCCUCACCUACGCCGCGCUCCUCACCAAGACCAACCGCAUCUACAGGAUCUUUGAGCAGGGCAAACGCUCAGUGACUCCACCCCGUUUCAUCAGCCCCACCUCCCAACUCGUCAUCACCUUCUCCUUGAGUGGUCUCCAGCUCUUGGCUGCCGCCCUCUGGCUCAUCCUCCGCCCGCCCCACGCCCUCAUUGACUACGAGAUGGGCCGAACCCCCGACCCUGAGGAUGCCCGAGGUGUCCUCAGGUGUGACAUGGCCGAGGGUGGCACCUUGGCCUGCUUGGCCUACGCGCUUCUCCUCAUGUUGACCUGCACCGUCUACGCCGUCAAAGCCCGGGGGGUCCCCGAGACCUUCAAUGAGGCCAAACCCAUUGGGUUCGCCAUGUACACAACCUGUGUGGUCUGGUUGGCCUUUGGGCCCAUCUUCUUUGGAGCCGCCCAAUCAGCUGAGAGGGUGCACAUGCAGACAGCAACGCUCACGGUCUCCAUGAGCCUCUCAGCCUCUGUCCCCCUCGGCCUUCUCUACGCCCCGAAAGUCUACGUCAUCCUCCUGCACCCCGAGCGCAACCAGCCCAAGCGCCGCCCUGACCCGCCCCCGUAGGUGACUCCAGUGGCCCUGGGGGGGGAACCCACUCCCACCUCCCUCACAACCUCCCCCCCUUUACCCUGCACCCCCCACUGCUGCAGUAAUAAAG